GUACAAUCCUUCUCCCCCCUUCCUGUUUAGAUAUAAACUAAAGAUGUUAGAGCAUUUCACCGCCGCUAGACUUUCCGCGACCCGAGUAUCGAUAAUGUAUAAUAUAACCCCGGGUGGUCGCGCGAGAGAACGCGCGUAUCAAAGGUGCGCGGGCAGCACGGCGAGCGGGCGGACUACUCGAAAUCGCUGCUGAACACGCUAUUGGAGAAACGGUGUACGUCGGCGCACCUUGUUCGCCGAGACGGCGCAUCGAGUUGCCCUUCUCUGUUCGUUACUCUCAUUAGGCUCGACGAUCGCCAUUUUGAACGGUUAACGGGUUAUUAUCGCGAGUGAUGUGUGAAAUGGAUAGGAUGCUCCUCGCAAUCAAUAUCGACGAGAAACACCACACUGUGUCGUCGCUGAUCGGUGGGUUUAUACUUUCGGGACCGGAUAAGUAACAAUGGGCUGGUUUUAUCACCGACCGAUCGUUGUGUACAAGAAGAGAGAAAAGAACGAAAGAGAAAGAGAGACAGAGAGCAAUGGUGAGAGGGAGUGGAUGAGGAAGAAUGGUGGCAAGAGAGCGCGAACUUGCAAAAUACGUAAAGAGAGUGUAAGAUUCACGAGCCACAAUUGCCAAGAUGUGCCAUCCUCGUUCGCAUCCUCCACUUUCCAUUCUUCGUACAAAUCAAUUUUAUGUGUAAAAAUAUACAAAUUUACAAAGUUUGAAAAAAUCCAAGAAAAAUAAACUAUUCAGAGAACAUUGUGUCUUGAUGAAAUAUCAAGAUGAUUAGAAAUAUCGUGGUGGGGAUAUCUGGUGGUGUCGAUAGUGCUGUGGCAGCCUUUUUGCUUAAAAAUAAAGGAUUUAAGAUUAUUGGUGCAUUUAUGAAAAACUGGGAUAUUAAAGACGAAACAGGAAAGUGUACAGUUGAAAAUGAUUAUGAAGACGCUCGGUGGGUCUGUGAUAAACUAAAGAUUCCUUUGGUACAAGUUGACUUUGUAAAAGAGUACUGGAAUGAAGUCUUUAGCGAUCUUCUGGAAAAAUAUCAGACUGGGUAUACUCCAAAUCCAGAUGUUCUAUGCAACAAAAACAUAAAAUUUGAUAGAUUUUUUCAUUUUGCACGCAAUAAGCUUCAAGCUGAUGCUAUUGCAACCGGUCAUUAUGCUAAAACAAGUUUUGGACCAUAUUUAGAGAACUAUAGAGCAGAUAUUGGUGUACACUUGUUACAAGCAUACGAUAAAGAUAAGGACCAAACAUUAUUCCUGAGUCAAGUGUCGCAACAAACUUUAAAAUGUUGUAUGUUUCCUCUUGGGAAUUACUUGAAAAAUCAUGUAAAGACAAUAGCUAAGGAAGCAGGCUUGCAUAGGAUAGUACAGAAAAAGGAAAGUAUGGGUAUUUGCUUUGUGGGAAAACGUGAGUUUCAACAUUUUAUUUCGGAGUAUAUACAUGAUAAGCCUGGUGACUAUAUAGACUUGGAGAGUGGACUGACGAUAGGAAAACACAAUGGCAUUCAUAAAUUGACAAUAGGACAAAAAUGCAAAAUCGCUGGUAGAUACAAACCUUUUUUUGUAUUUGAAAAAAAUCGAGAGACAAAUAUCAUCUUAGUGGUAGAGGGUACGACUCACCCAGCAUUGUAUACUGAUUUCCUGAUAACACAAGAUAUUCAUUGGAUCAAUAAAGAACCGUGCGAAUUGAGAUCCGGCAAUGGUGUGUUUCAUUGUAACUUUCGCUUUCAGCAUAGAAAACCGUUAAUCCCUUGCAGCGUGUACAAGACAUCAAAUGACAGCCUGUUUAUCCGGCUUAGCGCACCUUUACGAGCAAUCACAAAGGGACAGUAUGCUGUUUUGUACUCUGGAGAGGAAUGUUUAGGCGGUUCGGUAAUAUCGUGUCCAGGACCGUCUUAUUUUACUCUCGGUCGGCAAAACUGUAGACGAAACAUAGACGAAAUUCGCCAGGAUAAUUUCACAGUGUCAACUUCAAGUAUAACUUCAAGUAUAUAAUUGCAAACAAUUGUAAAGUCUUGGUUAUAUGUAAUAAAAUCCAAUCGGUAGAAACCA
This is a messenger RNA of Odontomachus brunneus, 2034 nucleotides long. Its product is annotated as mitochondrial tRNA-specific 2-thiouridylase 1. The record is from RefSeq and is a predicted model, not a curated record. The transcript is spliced from 9 exons. The coding region runs from base 763 to 1977 and encodes 404 amino acids. Lineage: Eukaryota; Metazoa; Arthropoda; Insecta; Hymenoptera; Formicidae. Gene Ontology annotation, cellular component: mitochondrion. Gene Ontology annotation, molecular function: sulfurtransferase activity. Gene Ontology annotation, biological process: tRNA wobble position uridine thiolation.